Leucoraja erinaceus (little skate) is the source of this 4187-nucleotide messenger RNA. RefSeq lists its product as uncharacterized. Bases 2387 to 3184 code for a protein of 265 amino acids. NCBI's taxonomy places the organism in Eukaryota, Metazoa, Chordata, Chondrichthyes, Rajiformes, Rajidae. The record is from RefSeq and is a predicted model, not a curated record. The transcript has 6 exons.
AUCCGUUUGUCUAAAUUAAUUAAUAAUAUCUGCAGAAUAGCUCAGAAACUGUGGGACAAAAUGCAGGAGCAACUCAUUAUCACAGGCAGGCAGUCCCGCUGAAUUACUCCAGCAUUUUGUCUUUAUCUUCGGUGUAUGACCAGCAUCAGAAGUUUCUUCGACACAACUCAGAAACUGGUCUGGCUCGUAGAUUAUGACCAUUGUCUGGUGUUUGGAAGCCAUGUUGGUAGUCUUUGUGGUCCUUCCCCAGAUGCCAGUAUCACCAUCAAGACCACAUUAUCAAAUGGAUGAAACUUUUAAAUGAUGUCUGGACCAGUAGACUGAGAAAUUGCAUAAAAAUAUCCCGGCUGUGAGAUGAUUGGCUGUCAAUAACCAUCUUUCUAACAAUCUCGACAUCCUUUGUGCUGGGAGUGAUUUCAGUCAAUUGAGAGUUUUCUCUCAAUUCCCAUUGACCUUGGUUUUACCAAGGCUUCCAGAUGUUAAGGGAUCUUACCUCGCAUCUGGAAUGCAGCUCUUUUGUAUAUGUUUGGUCCAAGGUUGCAAUGAAGCCAAGUGGUCUUGGUGGAAUGCAAAUGGGUAACAAAGAACAGAUUAUCAAUAAGCAUUGUCUUCAGCUACUUCCAUCAUGCUGCUAAUAAAGGCUCCAUCAUGAGAGUAGUCUAACAGAAUCAUUUAUAGGCAUAUGUCUUAUUAGUGGAGGACAGUACUUACCUGGGUAACUUUACCUAUGGUUGCAUAGAUAAUAUCAGCAGUACUGAUGCUGAACGGGAAUUGUCUGGCUCAGAUGUAACCAGUAUUGGAGCACAAUUGUUUUGCAGUCUAGAUGUUGUUGGCACAUAACCUUUGUUGUACCCAGUGCUUUGGGUCAUUUCACAAUAUCACAUGGCAAUAAAUCAAAGUGACUGAAAUGUCGAUGAAAACGGGACCUCAGAAGGAAGCCAAUGUAAAAUAUCUGCUCAGUGUUCAUUUCAAACACUUCACCCGUUUCCCCGAAUGGCCCCAUUAUUCUAUUAACUGUCAAUCAUUAUUUAUGACUGGUUGUUUCAGAACUUUGGACUUCUGAUCUGAUUAUUUGGGGUGAGGUUGCUUACUAAAACACCUUUCUCACGGGGUGACUUGACGCAAGAGGUAACCAGAGUUUAACAUCGUGGGAACCUCGUGCGAUAACAGCACGGCAUUCGUGGACCACCUUGGACCACCGUGGCGCUAACGGCAGGUAAUCGUGUAACUUGGGUACUCGGGAGAAAAUUCAAGCCAGCUUGAAUUUCUCCAAGAGUAACUUGUACACUUGUGGUUGAGCAUUGCAACAUUUUAUGAACGUAGUGGCCAGUGCGAUAUCCGUAGUAACUCUUGCGGUUACCGUGGGAACUCCUGCGAACGGUAAACCCGGAAGCUGGACAGAGGGGACAGAAGGCGAGUAAAAAAGGUGUUCUCAAUGUCGCCAAUGGAACAUGUGUCCAUCGAGGACGUCCCACCUCAUUGUCAUUGUUGGAGAAUCUUUUUAACAGGAACACGCAGAGAUGGCUCCAAGAAAAGCUCAAAGAAAGGAGGUAAAGCGUGUCUGAAAGGUUUUUGCCAUGCAGGAGAAUGAGGAGGAGACGCAGCAAGAGAGACAGGUGGAGAGGCAACAGGAGAUGCCAGAGAUAACACUGCCUGUGGGCUCCUUGGAGCAGGGAGAGGGUGAGCAAGGUGGAUUUCAGAUUGCCUCCCCAGUAGCCGUUGUAGGAAUAGCCUCUACAGACGCUUAUGUAAAGGGAAGAUGGCAGAAGGUAAGGCCAUAUAACUUCUCCAGGGAACAAGAGGGGGAACUUGUAGAAUGGUACCAAUUUAACGAGAUUCUCUACGAUAAAUCCAGAGAGGAUUAUAGAAACAGGGAGAGAAAACGGAACCUGCUGGAGACGAAGGCUGCGGAGUAUCCCGGGUGCUCAUGUGAGUAUAUAUAACGAUAUAUCAGUUCAUCAACAGGAGAACCAUUUAAUGUUAUCCAAGAUUUAAAAACAUACAAUGCUAUAGAUGUAAAAGUGCUGUUUUUGCAGUUAACUUAAACUUCUCUUAUAAGUCUGUCUGUGCCCUGCAGCUGCAAAGUAACAAAGUCGCAGACAGCUUUUACAACCUCUGUGUUUGAGGUUGGAAUCAUGUCUCGAAGAGCCAUAAAAUAAAUUAUGCACGAGGGCAGGCAAUUCUCACUUGUAAUGCUUGUCUUAAAAAGGGCCAUCUGGAUUUACAAACUUGUGCUCAGGUAUCCAAGAAGCACAAGAAAUAGCAGAUUAAAUGCAGAGGGCAGGCUCUUAAACAGGUGUCUAGAACUUUUAAUAUAACGGAAUACAUCCAAUGCUUGAAGUUCUUUUUAAUUCCACCACUGUACUGUAAUGCAGAUGACCAACUCAUGCAAUGGUUCACUAAUCAGAGGACCAUCUAUGGAAAGGUCACCGCACUUGGGACCAAAACAGGGUCAGCUGACAGCGCACUGACAGAGAGGAAUAGGUGGAUCGAAGAGAAGUGGCGGCCCCUAUCAGAGCAUAUUGUGUGUGUAGUGACCAGGACUAGCGCACCCAAGGAACAACACAUCAAUGACCAUGCGUCCGAUGAUCCUCUGGAAGGGACUUCCACGCCAAGGCCAUCCACCAGCCAACAGCACCACAGUAGGCAAAUUUCCAGUAUUGACCUCACCACACCCGGAGGUGCUGAAGAAGGGACAGAUGGAAACAGCAUUAAAAGUCUCAAUAAUACUGUUCGAGACGGUAUUAAAUUGUUGGAGGAAGGACGCCUGAGACCGAACAGCUUAACGCAGAGGGCAGUAGACUUCUGUCAAGCUGUUAUGGAAGAAGAAAUAACUGAAGGACACUGGGAUUUUGUAUGGAAUAUGAUCAAUGGGGCAAUCACUUAUCGAAAUAAAAAGUUAAUGGAAGCACGUGCACCUGAGGCGCAGCGUCCACUGGUUCCUCAGCCUCGCCCGCCUCACUUCUAUCACCAGUAUACAGAUAGGACAUAUGGAUUGCCGCAUGCAAUGGGAGCACAGCCACAAUUCCGUGCUGAACAGAGACACUCACCAUCACCACUGAUGUUUACAGAGCAGCAGCCUGCUAGAAAUUCACCUUUGCCUUUUGUUUACAGAGAGGGCCGUGCACAAACACCAUUACAAGAAGGGACAGAUUGUUUCGCUGACUUCAAUGACUCCAGUUAACCCUCGGACGUUGAGAAUUAUUUAUGUGGUGUUUAAGUAACCGUUUGAGUUUUAGUUUACUUUAGUUGUUGGCCACUCAACAUUUGGUGUGACAUCUAGAGUCCUUUAUAAAUGUCUGUAUGUUAAUAUGUGUGUCUUUUCCUCUUGGGCAUUACUUUGUUUCUGUUGGUGGCUCCACAUUUUAUUAUAGCCUGAAGUGGGAUAAAGCUUUUAACUCAGCAGUUUGAUUGUCAGUGCUUGUUUACCUCAUUGUUCAAUAAAUAUAUUUUUCACGAUCAGCUUGAUGUCUGCAAUUCUUCAUCAACACAUGAUUACAAGAUGAAUGUCUCUAAUGUUAUAAUCCUUCUCAUGCUGAAACACAAAAUAGUUGAAGGGAGGUGAUAUAAUCACAUUUUCAUUUAUUUUCAUUUUUGAGUGUUCAGGUCCAUCAAUUGCUGAGCUAUUUAAACGUUUGAAAGUUUCACCUCUCGGUAGAAAAUAAAAUAAGCCAAUCAGCACGGUAAAUGUGAGACAAAAGUCUUUAUUCCUAUUUGACAAUAUAAAAAGACAACUUCUUGCACAUAUUGAGCGAAGGUGCAUCACACCAAACAUUUGUCUAUAAAAGGGCCUCGCAAACACGAAAAUCAACAAAUCAACACAUUAUAUUAAUUAACCUCCGCAACAAGCCUAAACUCAGGCAUUAAAAGGGACAAUGCAAUGUGCUAAAUGGCAGGUUUUGCGGACGAACAUCUUACAGGAAGCACUUUUCAGAGGACAACACUAGAAAUUCAGCUUAUUUGCUAUGCAUUUCUGCUAACAUGCAGUAGUGUUCCUGUGGUCGGCUACCCAUCAAUAUGGCUGUCCUGCCACGGCACACUCCCCAAUUGUGAAUUGUAGUAAGCGCAGAGAUGGCCUCUUUGCUCUUUCACACUGUAUGUGCCCGAGUUACCUUUGAAACGCUGCAGUUGCACCAUUUCCGCAUAGUUUGCACCAUUUCCCCAUGAACCUAAUGUUAUUCCCCCUG